This is a messenger RNA of Vespa mandarinia (Asian giant hornet), 3266 nucleotides long. It is a transcript of the gene PIG-Q, whose product is annotated as phosphatidylinositol glycan anchor biosynthesis class Q. The record is from RefSeq and is a predicted model, not a curated record. Gene Ontology annotation, biological process: GPI anchor biosynthetic process. Lineage: Eukaryota; Metazoa; Arthropoda; Insecta; Hymenoptera; Vespidae. Gene Ontology annotation, cellular component: endoplasmic reticulum; membrane.
ACAUCUAUUAAAUAAUGCUUCACGCGAUGCUAGCGCCACCAUUUGACGAAAUGACCAGUGUUACAUACUUGCGAAGAAUAAUUUUAAAUUACGCGAUACGUGAUAACAGUAGGAACAACGUACGCUUAAUAGAGAUGAUUUUUAUCUCUUCGUAUUGCUUCAAAUUCGUGAGGAAUAUUCACAAAAACAAUUUUUUUAUCGUUGCAGACAAUAAAGUUCCAAACUUUUUUUACAAACGAGCUAAAAUAAUGUAUUCAAGUAACCAUUAAUAACGAAUAUUGAAUUGUAGAUUGAAUCAACAAUUAUCUAGUUUGAUUUAAUUAAAAAUAAAAUAUCUAUCGUUAAUAAUUCAGUUCAAUUUAUUUAUUUAUUAUUUUGUUGAAUUAAUUUCAAGUUUUUAUAUAAAUAUGUAUAUAUAUAUAAUAUAUUAAUAUUACGGUUAUUUUGUUACAUUGUAGCUAAUUGAGACUGAUGAGAAUAAGUAUUAACACUAUUUAAAUAUCAUAAAAAAAAAUAUCGCGUUAUUUUAUAUGCAAUAGGAUGUUAAUAUUUAAAGCACUAUGAAGUUGUUAGUUUUUAUUCCACAAACUUUCCACGCCGAAAAAUCUGGCUAUGUAUUUGGUAAAAUUAUAUACGAUAAACAUAGAGAUAUGAAAAAAUAUUACAUUGUUGAUAUAUGUGAAAAAGAUAUAAAUGAAAUAAACAAGUCUGUUAACCUUAUUGGUUAUUAUUAUAAUACCAAUCGUAUUAUUGAAAAUGUAGAUAGAAAGUACAUAGACUGGAUAGAUAUUUCUCUUACCACAGUAAACUCAACAUCUAAUGUUGAUUAUAAUUACUGCGUAGAAAAUAUUAUUAGUAAUAACAGAAAAAUUUGUUUAUCGUCUUGUUCUAUUAUCAUAAUAAUCUAUGAUUUGUUAGCAUUACAAGGGACCGAAUUGUUGGUUGCUAAAACAACAUCCAAUGAUCAUUUUUAUGAGCUUAUGAAAAUAUUGCAAACGGAAGAAGUUAAAUAUAGUAUAAAAAUGAAAUCUAAAUUUGUUUCUUUAAAGGAAACUAUUAUUCAUUAUAAUACAUAUUUAUGUUUGAUUCCAAUUCUUUUUUUUCUUAAAAUCACAAAUAAUUUAUUACCAAUAUUAAAAUAUUCAUCAUUGGGUUUACAUUUAAAUGAAUGGUUAGAAAAUGUUAAAUGGGUCCUGAUAAAUAUAAUACAAAAGAAAAGGAUUACCUUAAAAACGGGCAGUUAUAUUUUUGCUACAAUUAUAGAUAUUUUAUUUGGUGUAAUAAUUUUAAAAUUAUCAUUAUGUUACUUUAAUGAUAUAUCACCUUCUGAAGUAUUAUUAAAGAAUGCAGAGAAAGUAGUGGAAUCAUUGAAAAAUUUGAUUCAAUAUCUAAUGGGUGCUCCAGCUGGCUUAAAAUUAAAUUAUGCAUUUAAUAAUAUGCUUGGAAAAUUUUUUCUAUAUCAUAUACACCUAUGGUGGACAUUUUUGAUAUUUGUAACACCUGUAAUGGAUUUUGCAUUUGAAGUAUUAUUAUUAUUUGGAAGGCUUGGUAUUACUUUUCAAAUAUCAAUAGCCUCUGAUCUUUUAGCACUUAUUAGUUUCCAUACAUAUUGUAUUUAUGUUUAUGCAGCAAGGCUCUUUAAUAUUCAAUUAAAUGCUCUCAUAUCUCUAUCUAGACUGUUUUUGGGGAAGAAAAAAAAUCCUUUAAGAGAAAGAGUGGAUUCUUGUCAAUACAAACCAGAUCAACUAUUUGUGGGUACUUUAUUAUUUACCAUUCUCCUAUUUCUUGCACCGACAACAUGGGUAUAUUAUACAGUUUUUACUACGUUUAGACUUUUGCUGACUGGCUUUAGUGGACUUCUAGCUAGAUUAAGAUUUUAUUUUCAAGUUACACCUGUCUAUGCAUUUAUUAGAUGGUUAUUUAAUUCUUAUUGCACACGUAAUAGCAUUUAUAUUAAAUUACAUUCACAACAGUCAAAGAAUAAUAUGACAAUAACUUUAUGGAUGACAAUGGUCAAAUCUUCAUGGGGUCGAACAUGGAAAAGCUGUAUUAUAGACACCAUAGCUUAUCAACCAUCUAUUAAAUGGAGUGAAAUAUUGAACAGUAUAAUAUGGGGACGAUUAAUAUAUCCAUUGUAUUAUAAUCUCUUGGAAGAUAGUGCAGUUGUUUUGUUAAUAUUAGGUACAAGUUCUGACAGCGAUAAGAAAUCUCAAGUAAAUUCUGACACAAAUAUUAUAAAGAAUGACGAUGAUGAAACAGGAGAAUCGAAUGAAACUCUUUUGGAGAGAACACAACAAAGGACAAGUAAACGCAAAAUUAAUGGUAAAAUUUCUAAAAAUGGUCUUAAUCAUAAAGUGACAAAAAGCAAAAUAGGAGAAACUGGUAGCACUGAUAUAUUGGAAAAAGAUUCAAGUGAUACUGAAUUAUUGAUAGAGGAAAAAAUAUCAAAACGUCGAAAACGUGGAAGUACUGCACUUGUUGAAAGUAAUAAUGGAAGUACAGGAGACUUAAAUACUAAAGUUCCUGAAGAAAAAGAAGCAAAAGAAACGGAAACACCUUCAAAACGAAGAAUAAAAAGAGAAAAGGCUGAACAAAGAGAAGCAGAAAAGCGGGAAGCUACUAAAAUAGAAGCAACUCAAAAAGCAUUGACUUAUGUCAGAAAGUGGAAAUAUUCAAGAAGUGAAUGGAAAUUUGAAAAAAUAAGACAAAUAUGGUUAAUGGACAAUUUACUUGAUGAUACUCUAAUCCCCGAUGAAGUAUUUCCAAUAGUAUUAGAGUACUUUGAAGGUUGUAAAGGUAUGGCUAGAGAACAACUUUUGAAGAAAGGUAUGGAUGUUGUACGGAUUGCAGAAGAAAAUGUAGAAAAGAGAGAUGAGACUGUAGAAUCUAUAUCAUAUAAGAGAGCUAGAUUACUUUUACAAGCAUUACCAACUGAAACAUAAUAAAUACUAGCUUAUAUCAAAUGAAGAAUUAAUUUAAAAGAAUUUUAAUUAUUGAGAAACGAUUGAAUGAAUUGAAAUCAUUCAAGAUAUUCAUAAUGUCAGGAUAAUAAUUACUUGUAUUUGUACCAGUUGAAUAAUAAUUAUGAUAAAUAUAUAAUACUUUAAAGUGAACAACAAAUGAAUUAUGUAAGAUACGGGUUUAAUUGACUAAUGAGAUCAAACAUUAGUAUUUUGUGUUCUAAUUUAUAUAAAUUAUUAUCGAUAAAUGUUUAUAUACUAAAACUUAUAUCGCUGUAAAUGUUCCUGUUAUAUCUAUCUCCUUGA